AUGGCAGUGCAAAGGCAAACUGCAGCCUCGAGAUCGGCUAGACCUUGGACAAGGGAGCAGCAUGGAGUUUGUGGAGGGGUUCCAACAACUACGUUCACCAAGCCAUUUAACAAGUUGGCACACACUCCUAACUUUAGAGUAUCUUCAGGGUACAUUCUCUUUGAUGGUGGGUGGGGUUUGUGGCCGUGGCCACCGCUUGGGGUGGCUGGUGGUGGAGGGCACGGAACGGACGUUGAGCUGACCAUUGUGAAGAAGAGAAUAUUGAAGAGAAGGAGAAGUGCAUUUGAAGCAACGACUUUGGAUGCCAUUUUUUUUGGGGGGGGGGGUAACUCACACAAAUGUAAAUAUGAGAAUAUGUUUUGGGUCGUGUGA
Fraxinus pennsylvanica is the source of this 372-nucleotide messenger RNA. The record is from the annotation of a GenBank genome assembly. NCBI's taxonomy places the organism in Eukaryota, Viridiplantae, Streptophyta, Magnoliopsida, Lamiales, Oleaceae.